Molecule: messenger RNA, 825 nt
Organism: Adineta ricciae
Lineage: Eukaryota; Metazoa; Rotifera; Eurotatoria; Adinetida; Adinetidae
Source: the annotation of a GenBank genome assembly
AUGAUGAUGAAAUCUUUGAAUACAACAAUUGAAUAUGAAAAUCAGGGGGAUUCUUAUGUCUCGUUCUAUGAAUAUCCACACCGUCGAUCGUUGAUUAAUUCACGAUUUCAAGCAGAAAUUGUCGCUUUACCAACAUCGAAUCGUGAUGAAUUAAUUGAUUCAUUAGAAUCAUUGGCGUUGAAAAUAAAAACACUUGAAAACCAACGAAAACAGGCUGAGCGUACAUUUCAAGAAAUUACAGGAAAAUGUACCCAACCAACGAGAAAUUCUGUUCGUUCAAGAACACCGGAGGAUAUUCGAGUUUCCUCGUCCUUCAAAAUCCAAAACAAUGGUAAAAAUAAACGAACCUCCCAGCAAAAUCACUCAGAUACUCCGUUCAUUCUCGGUAAAUCUACCACGCCAAGUCACAAUGUCAAAUCCAAUAUUCAAACUGUCAUCGCAUUACUAAAAUCUCAUAAUCAUCAGUUGUGUUUAUCGUCAAAAGAAUACGUAAAAAAUCUUCAGACUCAUCGGAAAAAUCAUUUAACUUCCCAUGAUCUUCUGUAUCUUGACCAUUAUAAGAAAACGUCUGUGUCACCUGGACGAUGCGAUUCAACCAGAAAAUCUCAACAUCAUUCUCGAAUCGAACAUCUUUUGAAUGAAUAUAUCAAAUUAUUUCGUAAACAAACGAAAUUCAAUUUGUGUAAAACGAAUUCACAGGAAUUGAAUAGCUUAAAUGAAAAGAUGGAAACUAUUUUAGACGAAUUAAAGUAUCUUCACAGUCAAAACAAAGGUGAAACAUGUGGAAGAUCAAAACUAUUUCAAAUGAUUCUUAAAGAAAAAUAA